Molecule: messenger RNA, 1206 nt
Organism: Penicillium olsonii
Lineage: Eukaryota; Fungi; Ascomycota; Eurotiomycetes; Eurotiales; Aspergillaceae
Source: the annotation of a GenBank genome assembly
AUGAUGGGUGAUGCUGGAGUUCCUCCCAACCGCGCGGUCAUCCGGACCAUGAACCCCAACUACAUCGGAUUUGACUACAUUGGCUGGUACGUCGGCAACGCCCGGCAGACGGUAUCAUACUUCGUCAACCACUAUGGGUUCUCUGUCUUGGCAUACCGCGGCCCCGAGACCGGUUCAUUCGCUACAACUGCCUACGUGAUCGCCAACGGGGCAGCCCGGUUUGUGUUCACUGCGCCCCUCAGUUCACCUGAUAGCUUGUGGGAUACACGAGCCAGCGAAGAAGACCGCACCUUCUGUGCCGAGGUGCACGCACACUUGACGAAGCACGGCGAUGGAGUCAAUAACAUCGCCUUCCAAGUAGACGACGUGCGCGGCGUGUGGGAGCAUGCUGUCGAAAAUGGUGCCGAAUCCAUUCAGGACCCGCAGGUUCUCAAGACCGACGACGGCGAGAUCCUCGUGGCUGUAAUUCAAACAUUCGGAGACACUAUCCAUACCUUGAUUGAUCGAUCUUCGUAUCGAGGCCCAUUCUUGCCCGGCUUCAGGGCCAUCGACGAUAGCAACAGGCUACAGGAGCACUUGCCGAAAAUUGAUCUGAUCGAAGUCGACCACUGCGUGGGUAAUCAGGGAUGGAACGAUCUGGAUGGGGUCGUCAACUUUUAUGAGAACGCGUUGAACUUCCACCGCUAUUGGACUGUCGACGACAAAGAGAUGUGCUCUGAGUUCUCGGCCAUGCGCUCGGUUGUGGUUGCAUCGCCGAACGAGGUUAUCAAAAUGCCACUGAACGAGCCGGCGAAAGGCAAGAAGAAGUCUCAGAUUGAGGAAUUCUGCGAUUACUACAAUGGAGCGGGUUGCCAGCACAUCGCGUUCCGCACCAACAACAUCAUUGAGACAGUCGAUGGGCUGCUAAAGCGCGGUGUCGACUUUCUCUCAGUACCGGACUCGUAUUAUGCUGAUGUGCGCAGGCGGCUGGAGCAAACGGGUACUAAGGUGGCUGAGGAGCUUGACUCGCUUCAGAAGUACAACAUUCUCAUUGAUUUCGACGAGGGUGGGUAUCUUCUGCAGAUCUUUACCAAGCAUAUUGGGGACCGCCCAACUGUAUUCCUGGAAAUUAUCCAACGCGAGAACUUUGACGGGUUCGGCGCUGGUAACUUCAAGAGCCUGUUUGAGGCGUUUGAGCGCGAGCAGGCAUUGCGCGGUAAUCUUUAG